Molecule: messenger RNA, 1551 nt
Organism: Trichoderma citrinoviride
Lineage: Eukaryota; Fungi; Ascomycota; Sordariomycetes; Hypocreales; Hypocreaceae
Product: NAD-dependent aldehyde dehydrogenase
Exons: 3
Coding region: 1-1551 (516 amino acids)
Molecular function (GO): aldehyde dehydrogenase (NAD+) activity
Source: RefSeq, a predicted model, not a curated record
AUGGAAGAUAAUAGCCUCAUGAUGUGGGUUGGGGGUGAGAGACUGGCGGGCACCGGUGAGCUCUUCAACGUUGAGAACCCAGCUACAGCGGAAACAAUCGCAGAAUGUCGCUCCGCAUCACCUCAAGACGUCGAUGAUACGAUCCAACUGGCUCAUCGUGUCUUCAAAUCCGGCGUCUGGUCCAAGGCGCCUCGCCAUGCGAGGGCAGACGUGCUAGAUAAAGCCGCCGAGCUCCUCACUUCGAACCUCCCCACCCUGAUCAAGUGCGAAGUCGAGCAGACAGGACGUGCCAUCAGAGAGAUGCAAGCCCAGGUCCCAUCUCUGGUCCGCUGGUUCCGAUACUACGCCGCCGUUCUGCGUACCGAAGAGCGCCCUGUGCUUCCAACGACGGGGAAGCUGCACAACUGGCUGGAACGGGUUCCGCUCGGCGUCGUCGUGCAGAUCACGCCGUUCAACCACCCUCUCUUGAUCGCAGUCAAGAAGCUUGCUCCCGCUUUGGCGGCUGGGAAUAGCGUCGUGCUGAAGCCGAGCGAGCUCACGCCGCUGACCAGCUUGUUGCUGGGGCCGAUCCUGAAGGAAGCAGGGCUGCCAGAUGGCGUCUUCAAUGUUGUGUUGGGAUUUGGAGCUACGACUGGGCGGUCUCUCGUGAGCCAUGCCCUUGUGCGUAAAGUCGACGUGACCGGCGGAACUGUUGCCGGUAGAGCGAUCGGCUCCAUUGUUGGCAACAACUUGGCGCGGCUCACCGCGGAGCUGGGAGGAAAGGCGCCUCUGAUCAUCUUUGAAAAGGCAAAUGUUGAUCUUGCCGUGAAUGGCGUUGCCUUUGGCUCCUUCAUCGCAAGCGGCCAGACCUGUGUCGCAGCAACCCGCAUCAUCGUCCACAAGAGCAUCUUGCCAGCUGUGGAAGAGCGGCUCGCUCGCAAGGCCGAAUCGAUCACGCGGCGGAUGGGCUCGCCCAUGAAUUCAAAGUCUUCCAUGGGCCCUCUCAUCUCAUCCAAGCAGCUGGGCAACGUUGUCAGUCUCGUAGAUGACGCCAUCGCGAACGGCGCAAGCGUCCUUUGUGGCGGCAAGAGGAUGACUGGCAAAUCGUCGCUCGACGAUACCGACCUUUCCAAGGGCUAUUUCUUCCCUCCGACCAUUCUCUGCUCAAGCCCAACGUGCGACAUUACCAAGACCAGGAUCUGGCGCGAGGAAGCCUUUGGACCCGUGAUCCUGCUGGUUGGAUUCGAAAGCGAACAAGAAGCUCUGGGGCUGGCCAACGAUAGCGAGUUUGCCCUAGGGGCCGCGCUCUGGACGGACGACUUGAGCCAGGCCUUUAGAGUCUCGGAACUGAUCGAGUCUGGCAUAGUCUGGGUGAAUACGCACCAUCGGAACGAUCCGAGCAGCCCGUGGGGAGGAGCUUCGAAUGCGAGCGGAGUGGGAAGCGAGAAUGGCGUUGAUGCUUAUCAUGCGUAUACGACGACGAAGAGUAUUAUUGUAAAUUAUGCUUCCAGUGAUGAAGCUGCGGCGGACGACUGGUUUAGAGAAGAUGACGCUCAAGUUCGCUAUGGAUGA